AUGGAGCUUUCUUGUAUGGAAACAGUAGAUGAGGUGGAGCAAUGUCUUGAAGGUCUUUUGAAGGAAUGCUCAGAUAUUGAUGAGCGUAUGUAUGACUUGAGCAUUUGUUCUAAUGAUUUGGAUGUGUUAUUUUCCCAGUUGAAUGUUUUGAAACAUGAUCUUGACAUAGUUCAUGUAGAUAUAGAAGGAUUUCUGCAGAUGUUAGGAGGAGUUGUGACAAGAAUUCGCGAGGUUUCAAGAAAUAUGCAAGAAAAGAAGAUACAACAGACUAGGCUUGAAUCCACUAUUAAAUAUGUUAAAGAUGUUAAAAUGCUUAAGGAAUGGAUACAGAAUCUUUAUUAUGCAAUAGAUCAGCGUAAUUGGGAGUUAGCAGCUGAAUAUGUGUCUGAAAUUCAUGGAAUUGAAGCUCAAGUGAUAGAAGGAGGGUUUACAGCAGUAGUAGUACCUACAGAAAAUAUACCAAUGGAGCCUAAAGUAGCAUUACAAGAGGCAUGUGAUGCAAUGAAUACAGUUUGUUUGAAAGGAUUUCAUCAAGCGGCAGAAAUCAAGGAUGAAAAAGAAGUAACACGCUUUUUUCGUCUUUUUCCAGUAAUUGGAAGACCCAAAGAGGGUAUCAAGGUGUAUUCUGAGUUUAUUUCGAAUAUGGUUAUCCAGAAUAAAGAUAAAUUGUUGUCAGCAAUGGGUAUUUUAGAUGAAAAACCAAUAGAUACAAAAGUAUCUAUAAGCUAUGCGUUAAUAAUACAAAAUAUGUUUGAAUAUGUUGCAAAUAUUAUGAACAACCAUCUACCAGUGAUCAAACAAUACUAUAGUUGUGAGGAUACACUAUUUGCAAUAGAAAAAAUACAUGAAAAAUGUAUUGAACAAUGUAAUAUAAUAAUAGAUAGGUUUUGGGAAGAAAGACAAUUAUCUUUCAUUAAAAUGUAUUCAUUUGAGUUUUUAAUCAAAUCUUUCUCGUCUACUUUAUUUCAAGAACCUGAUUCAUCUUUGUUUUCACAGGAAAACAAAGCAAUUGAUAUUAAAAAUAUUGAUAUCUUGUUAGAAGAGAUUUCAUGCAUACUUGAUCAUUGGUCUUUAUACAAUAGAUUUAUUUUGGCUAAGUGUAUGGAAAAAAAUCAAAAUGAACUAAGGGAAAUUGGAACUAAGACGGAUAGUAUGAUUUUUACUACACUUAAGAUGCCAUAUUAUACAAAACUUUGUUCUACUUAUGAACGUAUGGAAUUGUUCUUCAUGCGUCAUUCUGUAGAAAAAGCGUUUCAAUUGGAUGAGCAAGAUACUAUGUCAAAACCUCCUAUGUCAUCUUUUGUUGAUGAUAUUAUGUGUAUUUUGAGAAAAAUAGUUCAAAGGGUUUUGGAUACGGGAAAUCUUUCUCUUUUGCAAGAUGUAUUAAUUGGGGUUAAAAGGAUUAUGGAAAUGGAUUAUAUUGGAAUUAUUCAAAGGAGAAUAAAGACAUUUCAAGGGAAACUAAAUAAUCAGGCAUUUUCAAAAAAUCAAAAUUAUAAAAAUCUAAAGAUAGAUAAUGAUUUUAUUUCAUUUAUUAUUUUACUUAAUAACUUGGACAUAUCUCAAAAUUAUAUUGAAAAAAUUGUAUCUGAAAGCAUUAAUAAAGAUGCAGUAAAGAAGAAAUUCCCAUUUGAAAGUGAUUUAACAAUUAUAUUUCAACCAAUUCAGGCAUUACUUUUAUUACAAGAUCGACUUAAUGAACUUUUAAAAGAUGGUUUAAAUACUCUAUUUUUGGUUUAUAUCAAAACUCAAUUAAAAAAAAUAUUAACUGAUUAUUUUAACAAGUCUACUUAUAUAAUCAAUAAUACUACUUUUAAUGAUUUAGAAAAGAAGCAACCAAUUCAACAACAUUUUGUUCAAGGUUGGAAUCUUAUUAUAACUAAUUUCAGAUAUCAACUAACCCGUGAAAAUAUGAAUUAUCUUGUAAAAAUAUCAUCAACUCUCAUAGCAAACUGGUUAGAAAAAGCGAUUUUAAAUAUACAAAUGAACGAAUUGGGAGCAAUUCGUCUAGAUAAAGAUAUUUCUUUCAUUUCCUCACAUAUUAUAUCUUAUGGUUCUUAUCAAUCUCAUGAAUCGUUUGCAAAGGUAUAUGAAAUGAUUCGUGUAUUAAAUUGGGAUUUUGUUCAGGGGCCAAUAUCUUCCGGUUUAUUAGAAACAUUACGAUUUUUAUCCAUAUAUGAUGCUGAAAUCCUAUUAAAACGCUGCAGAUCUCCAAUAUCCAAUUCAACUCUUGAUCCUUCCGAUUCACUGUGA
Pneumocystis carinii B80 is the source of this 2253-nucleotide messenger RNA. RefSeq lists its product as hypothetical. The record is from RefSeq and is a predicted model, not a curated record. Bases 1 to 2253 code for a protein of 750 amino acids. NCBI's taxonomy places the organism in Eukaryota, Fungi, Ascomycota, Pneumocystomycetes, Pneumocystales, Pneumocystaceae. The transcript is spliced from 8 exons.